UUAAGCAAACAAACAAAAAAAGUUACCAAAAACCUCUUUGGGCUUCUUUCAGUUUGUAUGAUAAACCCUAACCCACCGGAGGAUCAUACACAUACCUAUACCUAUAUAUACACAACCGUUUUCUUUCAUCAUCUAGCAACAGAAUAAAAAAAAACUCUCAAAUCCAGAUCUGAGUAGUGAAAACAACAAGAAGAAGAAGCAUGGACCAAGUUGAUUUUGAAAGAAUGAUGAUAUUCGAACAUGCUCGUGUUAACGCCGAAGCUGAAUACCUCAAGAACCCUGACGACGCUGACAAUUUGACAAAAUGGGGCGGGGCUCUUCUGGAAUUGUCUCAGUUCGGGAAUAUUAAUGAAUCAAAGAAGAUGCUUAAAGAUGCUGUGUCAAAAUUGGAAGAGGCAUUAGCUAUCAAUCCUGCAAAACAUGAGGCGCUGUGGUGCCUAGGGAGUGUCCUCACUGCCAAUGGAUUUUUAAUCUCUGAGCACGAAGAGGCUAGGAUUCUGUUUGACCAGGCACUUGAUUAUUUCGAAAAGGCUGUAGAACUGUGUCCAGAGAAUGAGCAUUAUCUCCAAGCUUUGGCAUCUUGUGCUAAGGCCGCGGAGGUUCACAAGGAAAUCCACAGACAGGGAGGACUUGCUCAAGCUCAACAAACAUUGGGUGGAGGAUCUGCUACGUCUUCAAGCGCUAAGGGAUCUGCCAAGAACAAGAGGAGUGAUCUAAUGUAUGAUAUAUUUGGAUGGGUAAUUCUUGCUGCUGGGCUGGUUACAUGGCUCAGGAUGGCCAAGUUGCCUCCACCACCACCAAUGUGAGGAUGUUGCUUCUUUUUUAGUAAGUUAAGCUCAUUUUAUUAUAAGACGAUGCAAAUGUUCACUACAUAUUUAUGGUUUAGACAUGCACCAACUAGGCGUCUCAUGUGAGCUUAUGAGUUCAUUAUUCUAUCUAUUAAAUGUCCAUUCGAAUGUGCACUAUCGUGAAUAGCGAAUCGCAUCUGCUAUUUUGCAAAUUUUGACCUAUAACUCUUUAUAAAUGUAUUUUUGUUUGUGAUUUUUA
Molecule: messenger RNA, 1047 nt
Organism: Erigeron canadensis
Lineage: Eukaryota; Viridiplantae; Streptophyta; Magnoliopsida; Asterales; Asteraceae
Product: mitochondrial import receptor subunit TOM20-like
Exons: 6
Coding region: 201-806 (201 amino acids)
Biological process (GO): protein insertion into mitochondrial outer membrane
Cellular component (GO): mitochondrial outer membrane translocase complex
Molecular function (GO): protein binding
Source: RefSeq, a predicted model, not a curated record